AUGUUUGGGAGGUUGACUCUUCCGCAGCUGCUUUUUGCAAGCGUCCUUGGAAUUGCUGGAGGAAUAUACAUUUAUCAACCAAUAUUUGAACAGUACUCCAGAGAGCAAAAAGAAUUAAAAGAAAAGGUGAAAUGGGCACAAGAAUCACAAGAAAAGAAAAGUUAAUGCUGCACAAAGUUGAAUUGUAACAGUUGGUUAAAUUUCCACUGAAAUCACACAUUAAUUAUAAACUUAUAAGCACAAAUAAAUCAUAAUAACUUAAAAUGA
This is a messenger RNA of Lepus europaeus (European hare), 267 nucleotides long. It is a transcript of the gene PIGBOS1, whose product is annotated as PIGB opposite strand 1. The transcript has a single exon. The record is from RefSeq and is a predicted model, not a curated record. Bases 1 to 165 code for a protein of 54 amino acids. NCBI's taxonomy places the organism in Eukaryota, Metazoa, Chordata, Mammalia, Lagomorpha, Leporidae.